Tupaia belangeri chinensis (Chinese tree shrew) is the source of this 2255-nucleotide messenger RNA. It is a transcript of the gene XRCC6, whose product is annotated as X-ray repair cross complementing 6. Gene Ontology annotation, molecular function: DNA helicase activity; double-stranded DNA binding; damaged DNA binding. NCBI's taxonomy places the organism in Eukaryota, Metazoa, Chordata, Mammalia, Scandentia, Tupaiidae. The record is from RefSeq and is a predicted model, not a curated record. Gene Ontology annotation, biological process: double-strand break repair via nonhomologous end joining; telomere maintenance. The coding region runs from base 232 to 2061 and encodes 609 amino acids. Gene Ontology annotation, cellular component: nucleus; Ku70:Ku80 complex. The transcript has 13 exons.
CUCUUUGUGUGUGUUGCUCGGCUGCUAGAACUGGCCUCGUCCAGCUUCUCCCAGCCUGUCUCGCGCACCCACCUAGCUUCGCUGCGAGGCAACACCAGCCGAAAGUGUGUGGGCCUGAGGGAUAGAAACAACCUCUGGACCCCGCGCCUUCCUUCCGGGGAGGUGGCUCGGCCUUUGAAGAGCGCCCGCGUCUGAGACCUCACUGGACUCGACUGGCGGAGGGGAGCCAGUAUGUCAGAGUGGGAGUCUUACUACAAAACUGAGGGCGAUGAAGAAGAAGAAGAACAAGAGGAAAACCUUGAUGCAAGUGGAGAAUAUAAAUGUUCAGGAAGAGAUAGUUUGAUUUUUUUGGUUGAUGCUUCCUCGGCCAUGUUUGAAUAUCAAGAUGAAGAGGAAUUAUCUCCUUUUGACAUGAGCAUCCAGUGUAUCCAGAGUGUGUACACUAAUAAGCUCAUAAGCAGUGAUCGAGAUCUCUUGGCAGUGGUGUUCUAUGGUACUGAGAAAGACAAAAAUUCAGUGAAUUUCAAAAAUAUUUACGUCUUACAAGAGUUGGAUAGUCCAGGUGCUAAACGAGUGCUAGAACUCGACCAGUUUAAGGGGCAACAGGGCAAGAAACGAUUCCAAGACCAGAUGGGCCAUGGAUCUGACUACUCAUUCAGUGAAGUGCUAUGGGUCUGUGCCAACCUCUUUAGUGAUGUCCAGGUCAAAAUGAGUCAUAAGAGAAUCAUGCUGUUCACCAACGAAGAUGACCCCCACCGCAAUGACAGCGCCAAGGCCAGCCGGGCCAGGACCAAAGCCAGUGAUCUUCGUGACACGGGUAUCUUCCUUGAGUUGAUGCAUCUGAAGAAACCUGGGGGCUUUGACAUAUCCUUGUUCUACAGAGAUAUUAUUAGUGUAGCAGAGGAUGAGGACCUCGGGGUUCACUUAGAGGUGUCGAGCAAACUAGAAGACCUAAUGAGGAAGGUUCGUGCCAAGGAAACCAAGAAGAGACCACUCUACAGGUUAAAGUUUAAGCUCAGCAAAGAUAUAGCACUCACUGUGGGCAUUUAUAAUUUGCUCCAGAAGGCUUUCAAGUCUUCUGCAAUAAGGCUGUAUCGGGAAACAAAUGAACCAGUGAAAGUCAAGACCCGGAUAUUUAGUAUAAAUACAGGCAGUUUGCUCCUGCCUAGCGACACCAAGAGGUCUCAGAUCUAUGGGAACCGUCAGAUUCUAUUGGAGAAAGAGGAAACAGAAGAGCUGAAACGGUUCGAUGAGCCAGGUUUGAUUCUCAUCGGUUUCAAGCCCUUAGUAAUGUUGAAAAAGCACCAUUACCUGCGGCCUUCCAUGUUCGUGUAUCCCGAGGAGACACUGGUAAAUGGGAGCUCAACCUUGUUCAGUGCUCUCCUCAGCAAGUGUCUGGAGAAGGAGGUCGUAGCAGUGUGCAGGUACACACCCCGCAAGAACACCCCACCGUAUUUCGUGGCUCUGGUGCCACAGGAAGAGGAGCUGGAUGACCAGAAAAUUCAGGUGACUCCCCCAGGUUUCCAGCUUUUUUACCUACCCUAUGCUGAUGACAAACGGAAGGUGCCCAUUACUGAAAAAGUCAAGGCAAACCCAGAGCAAGUAGACAAGAUGAAGGCUAUUAUUCAGAAACUCCGCUUCAAGUACAGAAGUGACGACUUUGAGAACCCAGCGCUACAGCAGCAUUUCAGGAACCUGGAGGCCUUAGCUUUGGAUUUGAUGGAGCCCGAACAAGUCGUAGAUCUGACAUUGCCCAAGGUUGAAGAAAUGGAUAAAAGACUGGGCUCUCUGGUAGAUGAGUUUAAGGAACUCGUCUACCCACCAGAUUACACUCCUGACAGGAAUGUUACCAAGAGAAAACAAGAUGAUGAGGGUUCUGGAAGUAAAAGGCCCAAGGUGGAGUUUUCUGAAGAGGAGCUGAAGGCCCACGUCAGCAAGGGCACGCUAGGCAAGCUCACUGUGCCUGUGUUGAAGGAGGCCUGCAGGGUGUACGGGCUGAAGAGUGGGAUGAAGAAGCAGGAGCUGAUGGAUGCACUCACCCAGCAUUUCCAGGAGGCGUGAUCAGAAGUCGUACGGUCAGCCACCCUUCCACUGUAGCCAGGCUGCCUGGUGUUGUUCUCAUUGAGUUAAAAAAUAUUUCUCCUGCGAAGAGUUGAUGCAUAUGAGAGUUUCUGUUGCCAUGAGACCAGGUUGCCCUCCCGCUUCGCUGUGCCUUACUCUGCUGUCCAAAUAAAGAGCCUCGACUUGGUUCUGCA